AUGUCGAAAGCACAGCUAGAACACGAGAUCUCCAUCACAAAACUCACUUAUUCUCAUGCUCCGGACCUUUCCCCUUCCCUUUCUGACAUAACUUUGGACCUACCGAAAGGGUCACGUACAAUUCUUGUAGGCGCGAAUGGAGCUGGAAAGUCAACGCUGCUGCAAAUCCUAGCGGGCAAACGACUCAUUUCGAAGGAUGACACACGAGUAGAAGUCAAGGGGCGAGAUGUCUUCCGUCACUCUCCUCCUGGAGUGACAUUUCUGGGCACAGAAUGGGCAAUGAACCCGGUCGUCCGCGGCGACAUCGUGGUGUCAAACUUUCUCAAUUCCGUCGGUGGAUAUCGCCAUAAAGCACGGCGUGAUCGCCUGCUUGACAUUCUUGACGUCGACUUAGACUGGCAUAUGCAUGCGAUAUCUGACGGGGAGCGUCGGCGUGUCCAGCUGUGCAUGGGACUCAUGUCCGACUGGGACGUGUUGUUACUUGACGAAGUGACUGUCGACCUGGACGUACUGGUUAGAGACGAUCUCCUGAAGUUCCUGAAGGCUGAUAGCGAGAGUCGUGGAGCGACAAUACUUUAUGCCACACAUAUAUUUGACGGAUUGAACGACUUCCCCACGCAUGUCGCGCACAUGCAUUUGGGAACAUUUUUAUCCCAACCGACGCCGUGGCCGCUUACAGAGGCGACUACUCUAAACGAUGUGUCUAUGGAUCUAGGGCCCAGUCCAUCGCUGUACACUGUAGCGCUACAGUGGUUGAAAGAAGACCGUGGACUGCGGCGGCGGUUGGAAAAGGACGGACGGAAGAUGAGAGGUGCUAAGCACGAUCAUGUUCCUUCGGACUCGGAAACGUUUUACAGGAAAUAUGACUACAGCCAUUAA
Sparassis crispa is the source of this 879-nucleotide messenger RNA. RefSeq lists its product as uncharacterized. The record is from RefSeq and is a predicted model, not a curated record. NCBI's taxonomy places the organism in Eukaryota, Fungi, Basidiomycota, Agaricomycetes, Polyporales, Sparassidaceae. Gene Ontology annotation, molecular function: ATP hydrolysis activity; ATP binding. The transcript has 7 exons. Bases 1 to 879 code for a protein of 292 amino acids.